Messenger RNA from Armigeres subalbatus, 2445 nucleotides. Its product is annotated as tetratricopeptide repeat protein 27. The record is from RefSeq and is a predicted model, not a curated record. The transcript is spliced from 4 exons. Gene Ontology annotation, molecular function: protein binding. Lineage: Eukaryota; Metazoa; Arthropoda; Insecta; Diptera; Culicidae. The coding region runs from base 77 to 2425 and encodes 782 amino acids.
CACGUGCGCCGGUGUGAUUGGAAACAAGAAUAAAAUAUUUAAAUUUUUUACUGAAGAAUUUUAGAAUAAUCACGACAUGGCUUGUGAUAGUAAUUCGGAUUUGUUUAACUUUAUAAUUGAUGAAGAUUGUCCAACGGAUUUUGGAUUGAUGAUUAAAGAAGCGGAUUGGACAAGUUGCUUCCAACAUGAGGUUUUCAAGCGAUUCGUUAUUGGUCAAAUAUCGUCCACCGAACGUCAGAAAAUUCUCCACUCGUCCAUAGCCGCCCUACUCGCAUUUGUGCAAAACAAUUUCCUUGGUCCUACAUUGGUGCUAAACGAUGCUAUAAACGUCCCGGGUGAACUCAAUUUCAGGCGUUUAUUGACAUUAGAUGGAGAAGAGCUGAAUCCCAACGUGGCAACCCCCGAACUGCUGUACGUUUGCAAACUUGCUUUCGAGCAACUUCUACCGACCGAUGAUGAAUCGACAUCGCACUUCGUUGAACGAUUGUGGUAUCUCCGAUUUCUGGUAAUCUAUCAACGGUGUUUAGAUGACCUCGUCCACAGUCUUUAUUCGAGUUUUGAUCAGAACGUUGGUCAUCUCGCUAAAGCGAUGGAAAAUAUGGACGAUUAUGAACUGAAAGUACAAACCCACAUUGAAAUCCUGCAAGGAUACGUGCUUUUCAAACGUAUUACCAAAUCAGAACAUUGGAUAACUGCGCUUCAAAAUGUUGCAGGCGUGGACAUAACAAUUGAAGGUGUCCUUGGAGUGCGUACAAAGUUUCAGCAGAACCCUAUACCACAGUUAACGUUGAAGGCAAAAGGACUCGAGACGAUUGAUUUGGCUGAUUCAAAGGUGACACAUGGACAUAUCAGUUUGCCCACAAUGCUAAAGCUGGAUGACGAUGUACGACUGGAGAAGAUUAAGUUUACUAAUGAGCAGGAAAAUGUAGAUGCUCAACUUCCCAGUUUAGUCCAAGAGAUUGUUCUAUCGAAAAUCUUAUUCUUAAAAUACUCGCAGCCAAAAGAUAAACUAGCCGAUGAGGAGCUUAAGCCGUACUUAACCGCAUUAUUGUACCAGGAUUACGGACCGUGGUCCACUCGACUCGUUGCCCUAUUUCUGAAUAUCCAAAUGGAAGCAAGCCACAAGCGGACUGUCGAUCGUUCACUAAAACAGUGCGAAGAGCUUGUGCAUCUUCUAGAUUCCAGCAGCGUUCCCGUUGUGCAUCGUUUGUCGUACGCAUUUUGCUCGUCCCUAAUUCCACGCUGGCAAAUCAAAGCCAAAUUAGGCGACUUGAUGGUCAGUCUGGGCAUGAUUAAGAGCGCCUUAGAUUUGUACUUAGAGCUGCACCAUUGGGAGGAUGUUAUUUCUUGCUACAACCAUUUAGAGUUGAGGCACAAAGCUGCCGAGAUCAUCCAACAGGAAAUCGAUAAGAAGCCUACCGUUACUUUAUACUGCUUACUAGGUGACGCAACCGAUGAUAUCCAGUGCUACCAAAAAGCAUGGGAUCUUUCCGGAGAAAAUAGCGCCAAAGCGCAGCGACACUGGGGCAAUUACUACUUCGCCAGAAAACAGUACCAGGACGCCAUUCCACAUUUGAAGAAAUCCAUAGAAAUUAACUGCCUCCAAGAAACCACUCUACUUCGGCUGGGCUACGCCGCACUUCAGCUCGAACAGUGGGAAGAUGCCGCCAAAGCUUAUCGACUUUACACUACCCUGGAAUCGCAUGGGUUCGAAUCGUGGAACAACCUAUCCAUGGCUUACAUCAAACUGGGUGACAAAAGGCGAGCUCACAAAGUCCUGCAGGAAGCCCUGAAAUGCAACUUCAACAACUGGAAGGUUUGGGACAAUUUUCUCGCAGUUAGCAUCGAUACGAAAAACUACGAAGACGCCUUGAAUGCGUAUGAGCGAUUGAUUGAACUGAAGGAGAAAUUCUUCGACCAAGAAGUAUUGGAAAUCCUGACCAAAGUUAUCUCGGAAGGAGCUCCCGACGCAAAUGGCAAUUCAUCCAAUCGUCUGACGAAGAAAAUUUUAAAACUUCUAGGGCAUGCAUCAGCCAAAACGCCUAACAAUGGGCUGCUUUUCGAGCUAUCCUCCCAAUUGGAAACGGAAGAUCCGCUGAAGAAAGCGCAAAAAUUGCAAAACGCCUACCGUGGCUAUGUGCAGACCAAUAGCCAAUGGUCGAAAACGUCAGACAACUGUGGAAGAAUUCUCAAGUUGUGCAUUGCUCUUUGUGAAAGCAGUUUACAAGCAUUCGUUGACGGCAAGGAGGACGCUGGAAAAUUGCCUUCCGUUAAGUCUCAACUAUCUUCCGCCCGUUUAACUGGGCAAGGAUGCUUGAGGGCGGCUACCAGUGAGAAUUGGGAACAAAAUGCUCCCCUCGUUGAACAACUAUCGGAAAUUGUACAAAAGCUGACGACCGAGUUAACGAAUGCUAUGAAUCAAUAAAUUAAUUCAUUAUCUAAUAA